AUGACUUGCAAGCGCAGAAAUCACGGGCGUUCUAAGCACGGUCGAGGACACGUCGUGGCCAUUCGUUGCACCAACUGUGCCCGAUGCGUUCCCAAGGAUAAGGCCAUCAAGAAGUUUGUCAUCCGAAACAUCGUCGAAGCCGCAGCAACCCGGGACAUCUUGGACGCCUCCGUGUACCAGCCGUAUACUCUCCCCAAGCUGUAUGCCAAGCUGCACUACUGUGUUUCCUGCGCUAUCCACUCCAAGGUGGUUCGUAAUCGGUCGCGAGAAGCCCGCAAGGACCGCAACCCGCCGCCCAGGUUCCCGAACCGCCCGGAUAACCGUCAAGGAGGCCCUCCUGGAGCUGGUGGACCCGGCAAUGCUGGUGGUGCCGGUGCGCGCAAGCCUUGA
Molecule: messenger RNA, 390 nt
Organism: Notodromas monacha
Lineage: Eukaryota; Metazoa; Arthropoda; Ostracoda; Podocopida; Cyprididae
Source: the annotation of a GenBank genome assembly